GUGGCCAUUUUAAACAGCAACUAAACUGGAAAUUAAUCCUAAUUCAGAAGUUCUAACUGCCAUUAAGGCAUCAGCUUAUAAACUGAACAAAAUCCAUCAACAAUAAUUUCAGUUACUAUUCAGAGAGAUGGACGGAUGGACAAAUGGCUUGACAGCUUCUCUAUGUACCUACUCAAACUGCAUUCAAUGCAAUAUUUAACUUUUUGACUAGACCACUUGCUUGGCUGGUCUCAUAAAUCUACAAAGAAUGGCCCUAAGGCAAAUAGUAGAGGUCUAACUGUUAAUUCAGACUUAUUUUUUACUAUUAAUCACAUGAUUCUAUCUGCAUAGCACAUCAGACCUUUAAGGCUACAAUUAAAUAUUCAAGUACAUAAUACAAUUAAGUCGAUUUCCAAAAUUCACUCUGUUCUAUUUUAUUUGAAAACCAUACAUGCAAUUUCAAAUCAGUUUUACAAUCCAUUAUGCUGUACUCUUUGAGAUUCUGUAAAAAAUGUCACAUUAAGACAGUGUUUAUUCUUUUUUCAAUUGCGAUUGGGUACGUGAUAUUGUCCUUCAAAAGAUAUUACAGUUUUAAUGAUGUAAAACUGAUACAUGGCAAGUCUCAAUCAAUGUUUAAGACAGCAAUAGGGGAUGUGGAAAAAUUAACAGACUUCAUUAUUUCAAAACCUAGACGAGAUGAUAUAACUGCACUAAAUAAUGGACUAAAUGGUGUAACUGUUCUAAAUGAUAAACAUGAUGGCCUCACUACGCUAAAUACUUCGCUGAAUGGUGUCACAACACUAAAUAAUAAAAAACAGGAUGGUGUGAUAACACCAAAUGAUGGACAUGAUGGUGUAAAUACACUAAACAAAUACCCAGAUCUUAUGAGUGCGUUAUAUCCUGAACUCAAUGAUGUGAAGAAACAGAAUUUAAGUAUGAAGUCCAAAAAGUUUCCAGGACUAAUCAUAAUUGGAAUACAAAAAUGUGGCACAGGUGCUCUGGAUUCCUAUCUGAAGAUACACCCGAAUAUGAGGCCCCAUAAAGGAGAGGUCCAUUUCUUUGACACGAUGAUUAACCAUAACAAACCAAUCAAUUGGGACCAUCAAUUCAAACUGUACCUCAAUGAACUUCCGAAAGC
Owenia fusiformis is the source of this 1117-nucleotide messenger RNA. Lineage: Eukaryota; Metazoa; Annelida; Polychaeta; Sabellida; Oweniidae. The record is from the annotation of a GenBank genome assembly.